CCUUGACACAGGCAUUGAUGGUUUAGGAUGUCUACUCGACAUCGCAUGUACCUCUUCCACCUAGAAUAAUGGACCGCUUCUCCGCAUUACCAGUAGAUCUGCUGCCCAAUAUUCUACAGGAAAUCAUUCCCCCAAACCAUUUGGCGAGUGUCUGCUUGGUAAAUAGCACAUUUCAUGCGUUUGGCGUACAAUUUCUGUACCGCCGAAUCUUCAUAUACUCCUGGCAUAAGGAGGCGAAAGUCAAGGUUCGUCAACUGCUCCGCACACUCGCCAACUGUCCCCACUUGGCGAAGCAUGUCGUUCAGCUCACUCUGCGAGACUUCCCACGAGCGAUGAUCGCCUCGACGGAGCGGGAGCAACUCAUGACACUCUCGCUUCAAGCAAUUCGCAGCUGCGUCAAUCUACGCUCUUGCACAUUGACGAGAGACGGGUCCCUCUCAAACGAUAUUAUUUUGACCCUGCAGCAAGCCCAACAUCUAGCUGAGCUAGAGAUCAAUGGACACAACUUCUUCUACUUCAAACCAGGACUCUUGCCCGAUUUCAAACACCUCCGCAAGAUCUCCUUGAUCAUGCCUAGUCCUGAGGUGUUGAAUAUUCUCUCAAUAUGGGUGCAAAAUACUGCGCCGACUCUGCAGCAUCUAACGCUACUCUGUCAGUCUUCGAACGCUGUUACAGACGAGUUACUCGAGACGCUGUCAGAAUACAUGGUCAAUCUCGAGUAUUUGUACCUCGUUGGUUGUCCGAAGGUCACACAUGUUGGAGUGUGGGCCAUUAUUUCGAAGUCUGAAGUCGGCUUGAGAGGGCUUGGCCUAGAAGACGUUUCUCCAUCCUUCGACAUCCACCGCCUUAGCGAACUCUGCGCCGUUUCUCAGUCCUUGCGACGCCUGAAGUCUAUCACCCUGACCGUUGAAAGCCGCUCGUCUACUUCACAGAGCCCAUGGACUUGGGGAGUCACCAGCUUGCUCGCUGCCUCGCCUCUCGAAUUCUUCCACGUGUCUUCUCUUGGCGGGGACCUCAAAGCGGCGGGACUUGACGAUCGGUUCUGCCACAACAUUGUCGCAGCACACGGCGAGCGCUUGCGCAGGUUCUCUGUGCACCGCCUGCGCAUGAGCCUCGACGCUGUGAGGGACAUAUGCGCGAGAUGCCCGAAGCUCGAGCAGUUGUUCGUAGUACUGGAUCGUACGGAUCUUAACGAAUUAGGGCUCUGUUUAUCGGUAGCAAAGUCGCUGCGCGCGGUCCAUGUCAACCGUCCGAUAGGACCCGAGUCCGACUCUGAGAGUAUACCUGUUGUUCCCAGAGAGCUAGUUCUGUCGAUUCUCAGACAGAGUGGCCUCCCGGCUUUGAAGCAAAUUGGUUUCAACACGAGGGUUAAUCAGGUGGAAAGAUUGCCCAGAGUUAACGAGAACGGGGAGGUCGAGAUGGAGUUGCAACUAGGACCAUACGAAAGCCCAGAAAUUCCGGAGCAGUUCCUGGUGGUUCGCACCAGCUAACGAGGAGCGAUUGCACUAGCUUCGCUCUUGCGUGCGCGCCACGGAUCACCGUCGGUCCGUUUUACAGUAUGGUAAAGAGAAAUAAGAGAUAUAUAUCCCGGCGAGAAACAACACCAACGAGAAGAGUAGCUGGCCAUGCAGUAAAUGGCAAUAUGCACGAGAUGUAACGAGUAUAAUAGUCACUACAAAACUCUUACGUCUCUGCCUCUACCUCGGGGUUUUCCUCCUCAGCAGCAGGCUCCACAUGUGAUUCUUCAUGAGUAGGUGGCUCGCUCACGGCAACCUCAACGUACGAAGCGUGUUCUUCCACAAUCUCGCGUUUGUCCUCUUCCUGAGUUUCAGCUGUUGGCUCUUCGGCUGGCUCGGUAGCAAUGUCGGCCUCCGGUUCUUCGGGAGCAGCAGGCUCAGUGGGCUGCUCUGCUUCUGCAGGGGAUUCGGGCUCGCCGCCUUCAGUGACGUCGACUUCCUCCUGAGUGCUCUCAACCGAAAGCUCUACCUCGUGCCCUUCGUCCUCCUCAGCUACUGCCUUCUCUUCCCCUGCUGGUACCUCAGCGGGUGCUAGCUGAAGAGACUCCGACUGUGCCUCUUCGGUUGCAGACACCGAAGCCUCCGCGACAUCAGUGGCCGAAACCUCAUGUGCUUCCGGCUGUUCUGAUGUCGCCUCCUGAGGCGCCUCUACCGGCACCUCCUCUGCUGCGGCCAGUGGCUCCUCGGUGGACAAUAUACGCUCCUGCGCUACGGCGCUGUCUAGUUCCACCUCCGAGAAUCCCCGACUCUUGGCGAGCUCUUCCGCAACAUUGACAGACUCGCUGUAGACCAUUGUGUCUGUACGGCUACGUCCUUUGCGCGGGCUCGCAUUGCGCGCGUCGUCCGUUAUGCCGGGCGAGCUAAUGCCUCUAUCCUUGCCGGUGAGGAUGCCAGACGGUUGCAACAGCCAUCCGCGCUCCUGGCUAGGGAUGCGGCGCGCUGUAUUCAUGUAGUCCUCGCGACUGAUGUCGGACGCGUCUGACGGUUCUUCUUCUUCAGGGCUGUUGUCUUCGCCGUCACCGUCCUCCUCUUCGUCUCGCGAGCUCGUGUGAAUGCUCAUGCGGGGAGGUAUCACGAGGAAAUCGGUCGAUACCAGUGCGAACUUUGAGGUAAGAGCAAGAAAGCGCGCAUAUAGCGAGGAUUCGGCCUCUGCUUGCUCGAAUGCUUCGCGGUGGUGGUAGUAAGCAUGCGCGAAGAUGCGCCCCAGUCGACGCGCGAGGGAAGAGAAGUGGCGUGUUGAUGCUGGGGGUAUGGAUAAACUGCACCAAUGAGAGUAAGGACACCUAUGACUACAGAGACAUCCGACUAUACGAACCGAGAUGGAAAAGCGCGUGGCGAGUUGAGCAAUGCCGUGGCGCUAUCGAGUGUAUGCAAUAUGUAGUCAAUGGCGCAACAUUGCUACGGAGCGCAGUUAGAGGCUGCUGGGGAGCAUGAGCGUGUAACGAACCUCCAUGGCACCUUCAUUCCCGUGAGCAACACAAAGGUACAGCCAUUCGCCGGCUUUCAUCUCGGGACAUGUCUGACGAGUACACUCUUGCUGCAAAGUGGUAAUCAGGGGAUGGGACAAGUCCUGUGCAAGUCGUCUACAUCCCCAAGAACGCGUUAA
Molecule: messenger RNA, 3123 nt
Organism: Phanerochaete carnosa HHB-10118-sp
Lineage: Eukaryota; Fungi; Basidiomycota; Agaricomycetes; Polyporales; Phanerochaetaceae
Exons: 7
Coding region: 69-1490 (473 amino acids)
Source: RefSeq, a predicted model, not a curated record